GGCAAAAUAUUUUACGAGGAUAAAGUCCUUUGUGUUAAUUAUUACUACACUAUUUAAUUGAAAAAUUGACGAAGAAAAUAUUUUAGUCGUUUAAUUUAUUUUUUUUACCUCUUUUUUUUACCCAAAGUCAAUGUAAUACUCAUAAAUUAAGAUUUUUUUAGUUCUAAAGUUUCUGACCUUGAACCCAGUUUCACGACGUUUUUUUUUAUUUUUUAUAUUGAACAGAAAGUAUAGCUUUUCAACAUUUUUUUAUAAUCACAGUUGUUUAUGAUGUAGACAUCGAGGUUCCGGAAUAGAAAUCUUGUUUUUAUCCGAGUCUAGCCAAAAAAAAUAUAUGCUUUCACUGAAAUCAAUUCAAUCAAAAUGAUCUCACUGAUUAAGCCACAUACCAAACUUAAUAAAAAGGAUAUAGAAGAGGUAAUCCUUUUUAAAAAAAAAAUCUACUUCCUCAAAAUACGUGUGCCUCUGAAUUUUUUCUACUUAUAAUUUUUAAAAUCUUAAAACCUUUAACAUGUGUUUAGUGAAUUGCAUUUUCGAAACUGAGUAUUCAAUAUAUAAUCAAAAUCUGUAUAAUUGCAGUACUACAAGAAUUACACAUAAGACAAUUCGAAUACCUCAGUGACUUUCUUUGAAACAUUAAAAAAAGAGUCAGUAGGUGAACGUCUCGAAAUAUGUACAAACUAUUGACACAAAUUCGGUCAGAUGAUUUAAUAUUACUAUAAUAUAAUAUGAAAAACCUUAAGGCUACGAUUUUGUGAGCAUCUAUUUACUCACGAAUACACAGAAAUAGUAUAUAAUUCCAACACGACAGAAACUUUCACUGCUGUGAUGUAAUUGAUUACGCGGCAUUUCAACAUUAUUAAGAUAAACAAAAGUAGCGCAGGUGAUUUCAGCGUACCUAGCACGUAACCAUACCAAUGCCAUCGGUCAGCAGAGUCCGACACUUAACGCCAAACUGCAGUCUAAGUUGAGUGAGAGGGGCGCUGGCCAAUCAAGAAAAAAACGUACGACCUUGUUUCAGCUACUAUUUUAAAUUUUAAAUAUCGUAUAUUCACAUAUAUGUGUGUAGAUUUUGCAAGAAAUUAUUAUAUUACCUAUGCUAUAUUAUACACAAAGCUAUGAUGUUGAAUUUUGGAGAUCAGGGGUAUGCGAGUUUGAAAUUCUAUAUUUGAGAAGAAAAAAUACUUUAUAUUAUAGUCCAAAUGUCAUAGUGCGAAAAUUUGCGUCUAAAUAAAUUUAUUUUAAAUAAUAAUAAUAAUCUGUUAAUAAUUUAUUUGGAAAGUAUUUCGACGCUUUAUUCUAUACUGUGCUAUCUCAGAAGGACAACUUUUCACGACAGCCAUUUGAAGUUGACAACUUUAUAUGCUGCCCUGUAAUUUUUUUUUUCUAAAAAAUUAAAUAUCUUAUCACCCGAAUGUCAAAUGGACACCGAACUUUCACCAGUUGUAGAUCUCGAUGCCAAGAGAAACAUAUCCCUAUAGCAUAGUAUGGAAUGCAGCUGUCGAUAUAUUUUCGAAAUCACGUGUUCAGUAAAAUUUUAUUGAAAUUAAAAAUAGAAAUUUUAAGUUUUCAAGUCCAAGGUCCCCCUAGCAAUGGUUCAAUGAAAUAUCUCGAAGAGAAUAUAAUGAGACCUUUCUGAAACAUCAAACAGGAUUUAAUUCUGUCAAUUAGAACCAGUGCUAGAAUUAUUUAAUUUUGACCCCUUAUAACUCGGAUGAGAAGGAUCGGGAGGACUUUACUUUCAUUUAAUCGUAAGCUCUUAACCCAUCUGUACAGUACAUACUAAAAUUGUAGAUUAAUCCAUGCCAUAGGAGCUGAGUAAUUGAGAAAAUAAAAUUUGGUGAUGUUCCAAAACGGCGGAAAGAAGUGUGGAGUGGAAGGAUGAAUCUUACAUCAUGAACUUGUAUCAACUCAUCGAUAUUAAUCUUUGCCGAAAACCACUUGUCAAUAUCUCUUACUGUUCUCUCUCCAUAAGUGGUUAUACGACACACGGGAUGGGCGGGACGGAACAGACACAAAAAUCAAUUUUUAGCGUACAUAAUGAUCUAUGUGUGUCAAAAUGGGUACAUGCAAAAUUUGGCCAUUCUGACAAGGCUGCAUUUCUCCUCGGACCACAGAGGCUGAGAUUGUUGUAAAGAAUUAAGAAUCUCUGAUAAAUCACAAUUUAAUUUAGAAUCUAAAACUUUAAACAACUUCGAAGCAGCGCAAGUAAUCUAAAUCUUGGUUAAAUGAAAGUAUAAGGAGUUUGUCACAUUUUUACAAAUUUUACAAAUCUUUGAAAUUAUUAUAAUAUUUAUUAAAUCUGUUAAAUAAAGAUUACCUAUUUAAGGAGUUUCAGUAUCCAAAAUUUAAUAUUUUUUCUGCUCAAAGUUAUAUUUUUUUACUAAUCAUUUUUGGUUGAUUUUAGUUGUUUGUAUAACUAUUUUAGAACAGUUAUAUAUUUAUAGAGAUUUUAAUAAACCUUAUACAAAAUACAAUAAAACUAUUAUUGAGAUGGUUUUUAUUAUUAGGGCAGUUUAUAGUGUGUAUAUUAUUAUUUAUUUAUUAGUAUGUAUAUUAUGGAAAUAAAGUAUAUAACACUUCCUUGAGAUAGUGCUUUUCGGGACUAGACAUGAAAAAAUUUCAAUACCUGUAAUACCACUUUUAAUUAUAUUAACUACCCUUUGAUAUAUGUAGUAUUGUAUAUUUAGUUAUAUGUAUUUUAAUAUUUUAUAUUUGUAUUGUACAUUUUUUUCAAUAAAAUAUACAAAUUUUUGCUAUUGGUGUAAAUAGUGCUUCAUUUUUUUCAAAUGAAAGUCGUAACUUUAGUAAACAGAUUUAAAUUAGUAUAAUACUUCAUAAAAUUUAUUGAGUUAUUGUCAAACAGACAAUUUUUUUCUUUAUAAAAAUUCAAUAUGUGCAUUUAAUUAUUUUAGAAAAUAUUGACCUUUAUAAAAUACUGUGUGACACAAAUUUUAUUGCGAUUGGUACCGAGAAAAUAGAUGAGCUUUUAGAUCUAUGGAAAAAGUUAUUUACCGCUAGAGCACUCAAAACCGGGACUUGUGUAUAUACAUACAUAGUUAUAAAUUUGUAUGCGGUUUAUCAAUAAAAACGAUGAAUUGAUAAUGGAUUUGAGGGGUAUUAGCGUGAAUUACAUUUUCCACCAAUAUCAGUUGAUUGAUUUAAUUGGAAGAGUCAACAUCUAAAAUAAUCAUUUUGCAAAUAGUAUUAGUGAAUGUAAUUUGAAGUGAUUCAUUUUAUAAUUUGAUCAAAAUGCGAAGCGUUUUUGCGUACGCAAUUGCUGUUUUUAUUUUUACUGUAAUUUUUAUUGGUGCAGGUUUCGUGGUGGCCAAGGUCAUCACCACUGAAACCGUACCAUCAGACGAAAAAGAUGUGAGUGUGAUUUUAUCAGAGCUUCGACAAGUUAUGAGAAGUUCAGAAUAUAAUGUACAAGCUUAUUUAAUUCCUUCGACUGAUACUCAUUUGGGAGGAUCUUCCCGAAGGGUAUCUUAUGUAAGCGGAUUCACAGGUUCCAAUGGUUUUGCAAUUGUUGGUGAGACAAAAGCUGCUGUUUGGGUAGAUGGUCGCUAUUAUUUGCAGGCGGAUCGUCAAGUGGAUACAACUUAUUGGGAGAUUAUGAAGAGCGGACUUGCUGAUACAAAGAGCCAUGAAGAAUGGAUGAGGGAUAAUCUUCCUAGUGCUGCACGAGUAGGAUUGGAUCCUAAUGUAUUUUCACCAAGUGAUUUUGACCGUUACUCAAAAUACUUGAGCGGGUAUGGUCAUACUCUUGUAUCCCUUCCGGAGAACCUUGUGGAUUUAGUAUGGGAAGAUAAGCCCCAAAUCUCCUUAUCGGAACUUGAGGUGCAACAACUAGCUUUUAGCGGACAGCCAAUUUCAGAGAAAAUCGAGCGUCUUCGAAGUGAAAUCAACAAUAUGAACGGUGAAGCUCUUGUGGUGUCGACACUUGAUGAGAUAGCAUGGCUACUCAAUCUUCGAGGAAGAGACUUUUCAACAACUCCUACAUUUUACUCAUAUGUUAUUCUCACCAUGAAUGAUCUGUAUGUAUUCUUCCACAAGGAUCGGCCCGUGUCCGAAAGUAUCAAAGACCAUAUAAGAACUGAGUCUCAGACCAAUUGUAUCUUUGAUUUCACAUAUGAAACCUUUUUAAAUGGCUUGCAAAAAGUGGUGAGUGAAACCACCAAAUAUAUAGUGAUUCCAUCUGAUGGUAAUCAAGCCACAUUCGAAAGAAUACCCUCUGAGAGAAGAUCAGUAGUAAGUGGUUUUAGCCCUAUUGCUCGACUCAAAGCUGUAAAGAAUAAUGUAGAGGCUGAAGGGUUAAAAAAUUGUCAUGUGAGGGAUGGUGUGGCAGUAAUUAGAUACCUGCACUGGCUCAAUGUGACAAUUGGAUCAGAAACAAUCACUGAGAUAAGUGGUGCAACAAGAUUGCAACAAUUCCGCAGUGAACAAGAACAUUUCAAAGGAUUAAGUUUUGGUUCAAUAAGUGGCUUUGGGCCAAAUGCUGCUGUUGUUCACUAUUCCCCUACCCAAGAAACAAAUCUUGAGAUUACCACUGAGGGCGUAUACUUGAUAGACUCUGGUGGACAGUAUUAUGAUGGAACUACAGAUGUAACAAGAACUAUUCACUUGGGAGAGCCCACUGAUUUCGAAAAACUAGCCUAUACUCUCGUCCUUAAAGGACACUUGGCCAUUGAUCGUGCUAUUUUCCCACCUAACACACGAGGAGCUCAUUUCGAUGGUUUAGCACGGCAGUUCCUCUUUCAGGAGGGCCUAGACUUCGCACAUGGUACCGGUCAUGGAAUCGGUGCUUACUUGGGUGUCCAUGAAUACCCACCGUCUAUCACAAGUGCUGCUGGGUCUCCUGGUUUUGUCGAAAACAUGUUCGUAUCAAAUGAGCCCGGCUACUAUGAAGAAAACUCUUUUGGAAUUCGCAUUGAGAGCAUUGUACAAGUGGUGAAAUUUGAGGGGAAACCUGGAAUGAGGGAUUUCGCCGGCCGUGGUGCAUACACAUUCCAUUCAGUAACCAUGGUGCCCUUUCACCUCAAAUUGAUAAAUACGGACUUAAUUACAAAAGACGAGGCUGAACAAAUUAAUGCAUAUCAUCGAGAAGUUGUGGAAACUGUUGGAGAUUUACUUAAGGAGCAAGAUCAGGCAGCUUAUGACUGGCUUUUGGAAGAAACUCAACCCAUAUCAUCAACAAUGCUAUGAAGAUGAUAGAUUAACUUUCGUCGUAUCCUGUUUGCAGAACUUUGUAUGCAAUGUUCAAUUGACUAUCCAAAUGUUUAAGGAAUUUGAUUUAUCACAAAUAAAUUACAUAUAUGGAGUCAUAAUUACAAGAAUAAAUAAGGAAUUCCUUGAA
This is a messenger RNA of Phlebotomus papatasi, 5356 nucleotides long. RefSeq names its product xaa-Pro aminopeptidase 1-like. Gene Ontology annotation, molecular function: metalloaminopeptidase activity. The record is from RefSeq and is a predicted model, not a curated record. NCBI's taxonomy places the organism in Eukaryota, Metazoa, Arthropoda, Insecta, Diptera, Psychodidae. Bases 3253 to 5205 code for a protein of 650 amino acids. The transcript has 7 exons.